AUGCUACGAACUCUGACGGGACAAUGGAAUGGACCAUGGUUGUGUGGUGGAGAUUUUAACGAGAUCCUGUCGGGAGAGGAGAAGAGGGGUGGCCAGCUCCGAGACGAGAGUGAGAUACGGGCAUUCCACGAAGGCCUGCUCGACUCGAAUCUUAGAGACGUGGGCUACGAAGGAUACCAAUUUAUUUGGGAGAAUAGAAGAUGGGUCGGGGGAUAUAUCGAGGAACUUUUAGGUCGGUUUGUCGCCUCUGAAGUGUUGAUGAGGGAUUUUCCAAGAUUUCGGGUCAAACAUUUGGAUAGAACCAGAUCGGAUCAUAGACCGGUGAUCUGUGAUACGGAAGGAGAAGAGGAUGAGGAACCUAGAUGGGGAUGGAGUUUCCGGUUUGAUCCCUUCUGGAUAAAAAUUGAAGAAAGUGCAAAGGUAGUUGGAUGA
Molecule: messenger RNA, 432 nt
Organism: Linum trigynum
Lineage: Eukaryota; Viridiplantae; Streptophyta; Magnoliopsida; Malpighiales; Linaceae
Source: the annotation of a GenBank genome assembly